AGGUUAUGGGAAUGGGGCAGUUUUGGGGACAUGGGAAGGUUUCUAGGACUGGGGCAGUUUUGGGGACAUGCAGGUUAUGGGAAUGGGGUAGUUUUGGGGACAUGGGAAGGUUUUUAGGACUGGGGCAGUUUUGGGGACAUGCAGGUUAUAGGAAUGGGGGAGCUCUGGGGACAUGGGAAGGUUUCUAGGAACGGGGCAGUUUUGGGGACACAGAGCUGAGUUUUGGGGCCCUGGGCAGCCCUGUGGGGGCAGGAAUUGGGGUGAUGUGUGGCUGUGCCCCCAGGAUGAAGGAGUGGUGGCUGCAGGUGGGGCUGCUGGGCGUGCCCCUCCUGGCCGUGUACCUGCACAUCCCAACCCCGCAGCUCUCCCCAGCCCUGCGCUCCUGGAAAUCCUCUGGCAGCUUCUUCACCUACAAGGACCUCAACAUCUUCUACAGAGACUCCAGCGGUGCCGUGGGCAGCUCUGAUGUCGUGGUGCUCCUGCACGGUUUCCCAACAUCCAGCUAUGACUGGAGCAAGAUCUGGGAAGGGCUGACCCAGCGCUUUCACCGGGUGAUUGCCCUGGAUUUCCUGGGAUUUGGAUUCAGUGACAAGCCUAGGCCCCAUGGCUACUCCAUCUUCGAGCAGGCCACCAUCGUGGAGGGGCUGCUGCGACACCUCGGGCUGCGGCACCAGAGGAUCAACCUGCUGUCCCAUGACUACGGGGACACGGUGGCCCAGGAGCUGCUGCACAGGUAUGAGCACAAUCAAACUGGGAGCAUCCUGAUCAACAGCCUCUGUUUGUCCAAUGGAGGGAUUUUUCCAGAAACUCACUACCCCCACUUCACCCAGACGCUCCUCAAGGAUGGGGGGUUGCUGUCCCCCAUCAUCCUGCGCCUCAUCAACUUCUUUUUCUUCUCUGGAGGGCUUGGGGCAGUUUUUGGGCCCUACACACAGCCCUCCCAGGCAGAAUUUUGGGAUAUGUGGACAGCAGUGAGGAAUAACGACGGGAAUCUCGUUAUGGACAGUGUUUUGCAGUACAUAAACCAGAGAAAGAAGCACAGAGAGCGCUGGGUUGGGGCUUUGAUGUCUACCUCAGUCCCAUUGCAUCUCAUCUAUGGGCCCCUGGACCCUGUGAAUCCACACCCAGAGUUCCUCCAGCUUUACAGGAAGGUGCUUCCCAUGUCCACAGUGUCUGUGCUGGAUGAUCACAUCAGCCACUAUCCCCAGCUGGAGGAUCCCACAGGAUUUCUGAAUGCCUACCUGAACUUCAUCAACUCCUUCUGAGCUGCUACAGCUCAGUUCUCACUCUUUUCUUUCAGAGUCAGGCUUUAGGGGCAGGAAAAAACCAUGGAUUUUUCUCUUCACACCCUCAUCCUGGGCUGCCAAACUGAGUGAAAUCCUUGGAGAACUGGAAAAAUGAGGGGAAAAGCAGGAUACUGGCAGCUCUUCCAGCCCUGCACUCCCCUUCUUGCUCAGUUUAACUCUUUAAAUAGAGAGGCAGAGGUUUAAAUUAACAUUAAAUCAGAAUUUCUUACUUCCUUCAUCACCCUGAAUUGGGAAGAAUCAACCAGAAGUUCCCUUAUAAAAUCCCUCCAUCCCCCUCUCUUCCCAGUUUUCCAUAUGGGAUUUUUCCCCAAUUUAACCCAGGAAAAGGCUGCCCUGAGCUUUGGUUAUUAUUACCUGACAUAAAGUUCAGAGAAUUGAAUCUGCCUCAAGAGAUGGAGUUUAAUCUCUCUCUGUAAAUUGAUUUUUCUGUGUGGAAGAAGAGACAGUCACAAAAAUGUUGCAAAUUUGGAGGUUUGAGGUGAUUUUUAAUUGUUUAUGUUGGGAAUUUAAUAGCAUCCCUUUAGCAAUAAGGGAUUUUUGCUUAAUAAACAGCCAUUAUGGGCUAUUUUUUCUGUACUGGAGCAGACAGAAUUAGAACAAAAAAAAAUUUCUAUUUUAUUAACAGUGAUUCAUAUGAAUUCCACCACUUGAACCAGUGUUUAUUUUCUGUUAAUAAAAAGCAAUUUUGACAAAAAUGUGAUUCUGUUUUCUCCUAUCUUUUAUCUUCCCUGCUUGAGAUAAGUUAGGUAGGAACAAUGAGGGAAAGGACAUGGGAAUGGCUCAGCCACUAAUGGAACAUCAUACAAAAGAUUUUUUUCUUCCCAAAUUGAGGAAUAAAAACUACAUGCAUAAGGACAGCAGAAAAAAAAAAAAAAAAAAAAAAAA
Molecule: messenger RNA, 2192 nt
Organism: Ficedula albicollis (Collared flycatcher)
Lineage: Eukaryota; Metazoa; Chordata; Aves; Passeriformes; Muscicapidae
Gene: MEST
Product: mesoderm specific transcript
Exons: 11
Coding region: 264-1265 (333 amino acids)
Molecular function (GO): catalytic activity
Source: RefSeq, a predicted model, not a curated record